UGCUGUCUGGCCCCCUUCCCUCCGUCAGAGAGGCUAAAAGGUCCACCAGACGAUCCGUCUAUCCCAUUCUCUACUUCAGAAUCACCCAUUUCGCACCGAUGCUCACUUCCUCUUGACAACGCAUCCCACCUGAGAUCUCCAUCCCAUAUUUUCUCCCACCUAUGUCUUUGCGACAGGUGGACAAGACUUUACCUACCGAUUUCACAGUUUGGUAAAGAUCUGUUGAGUGGAUUCAUCCGUUGGGGUUCUCUAAUCUUGUUCUACGUGAUUUUGGUCAGCCAAGGUAGCUGGCAAAAAAAGGGAGAUCCUUUUUUUGUGUUAUAGAGAAAAGAACAAAACAACAUUUUAUAGGUGCCCAGAGUUAUUUUUUUUUACAGAAUCUUCUUCAUCUGGUGGAGAGCCUCAGGUGAACUGUCAUCAUGUGGGAGUUCAGGUCUAUGAAUUUUUGGCGGGCAGUCUUUGCAGAGUUCUUCGGGACUAUGUUUUUUGUAUUUUUCGGCAUGGGUGCUGCCCUGCGCUGGACCACGGGUCCUCAUCACAUCCUUCAUGUGGCCCUGUGCUUCGGGCUGGCAGCUGCCACCCUCAUCCAGUCCAUCGGCCACAUCAGCGGCGGCCACAUCAACCCAGCUGUCACCUUUGCCUACCUUGUUGGCUCACAAAUGUCGCUUUUCCGUGCCGUUUUCUAUAUCUUCGCCCAGUGCCUGGGUGCUGUGGCCGGGGCUGCUGUGUUGUACGGGGUGACUCCUGGCAACAUGAGAGGCAACAUGGCAAUGAACACGCUGCAGCCGGGCAUGGGCCUGGGCAUGGCCACCACGGUGGAGGUGUUCCUCACCAUGCAGCUCGUCAUCUGCAUCUUCUCUGUGACUGACGAAAGAAGAAACAGUCGUUUAGGAUCUGCUGCCCUCUCCAUUGGCUUCUCUGUCACCAUUGGACACCUCAUGGGGAUGUACUAUACCGGUGCUGGAAUGAACCCUGCUAGGUCCUUUGCCCCUGCUGUACUCUUCAGGAACUUUGUCAACCACUGGGUGUACUGGGUUGGGCCUAUGAUAGGAGGAGCCAUGGGUGCCCUUCUGUAUGAUUUCAUGCUUUUCCCACGCAUGAGGGGUCUGUCCGAGCGCCUGGCCACGCUGAAGGGCAGCCGACCUCCCGAGAGCGAGUCGCAGCAGGACACCCGUGGGGAGCCCAUCGAGCUCAAGACGCAAGCUUUAUAAACCUUUUCCUGCCCCCCUCCUCUGACCGGGACCGAGGGAUGAGGGACUAAGCACUGAGCUUUGGCGACCCCAACUCCACGGCCCUCAUCCCAAGCCUUCACACACACCACCCCACAAAACUAACCAAGAUUCUCCCAUGUAAACUAACACGUAACAAGAUUUUAGGAUUUUCCAAGAUUCCUCACCUUCAACCUCAACACACAACAAGAAUCCUCCACCCUCCCUCUGUAAUCCUAACUGGACAUUGUAUCUUUAAAAAAUAAAUAAAAUAAAACUUAAAAAAAUUAUAUAUAUAUAUAUAUAUAUAUAUAUAUAUAUAUAUAUAUAUAUAUAUAUAUAUAUAUACACAUAUAUAUUUAUAUAUAUAUACAUAUUAAUAUAUAUAUAUAUAUAUAUAUAUAUAUAUAUAUAUAUAUAUAUAUAUAUAUAUAUAUAUAUAUAUAUAUAUAUAUAGAUAUAUAGAUAUAUAUAUAUAUAUAUAUAUAUAUAUAUAUAUAAAUACAUAUGCAUAUAUAUUUAUAUAUAUAUAUAUAUACACACACACAUAAAUGGUGACCAAAGCCUGAACCAGUGGCCAUCUCGUGUUUCCCUCCCUGGUCGCUUCCUCCUCCCAGACAGAUAUUCAUCUGCUAUGCAGAAAUGCUGAAAGUGAGCAGAAAGGUUUGGAGAGGCGGGUUCUGGAAAUGGGGAGGGGAUGAGGAUGUGGAUAUGACUUGAAAAAGGGUAAGAGGGCAGGGGGCAGGUGAGGGUGGGGCAGGGGGUGGGAAAGGGUUUUGGUAUGAUAGAGAGGGCAACACUGGGUUUGAGGUUGUUUCAGGUUGGGUUAGAUCUGUGAAGGCGGACAUGAUUUUCAUUAUUCAUCUGAAUUUAUAUCCAUUUUAGCUUUUUUGUUUUUGUUUUGUUUUUCUUCAGACACAAGACAUGGAUGUAUGAUAUUAUUAGAUUUUUUCCAGGGUUUCAUUUUUCUCAAUCAUUACAUUUUAUCUGUGGGUUUGUGUUUGUGUGGGCAAGAGUGUGUGUGAGAGUGUGAGUGUGUGCAUGUGUGUACGCCUGCCUGUAUGUUCGAGUGUGUUUGGAAGUGAGUGUGUAUCUGUGUGUAUGUGCGCAAUCACGUUUGCAGAUCCAGUACUUCUUCAUUUUGUUUUAUUUCCAUGACUGCUCUCCUGUUUCGUACCAUUAACUGUGUUCAAUUUGUCAUCAAUUUUUAAGACACAUUCAUUUCUCCUCAACUCGCUGUGGUAUUUGCUAUGAUAUUCAUUUUUACAUAAACCACCUGCUUCUUUUUUUUCCUUUUUUUUUGUUCUGAACUGGCACACUCCAAAGUUGCAUCCCAGACUCCAGUGGUAGAUCUGCAGAUCAGCUGUGCAAGCUUUUCAUUGAGUCUCAUUUUAUCAUAUGACGCUGGAAGCACAUGGUGUAUCAAUAAAACUUUCAAUGACAAUAAACAUGAAAUCUUGAUUAAAAAAAAAAA
Molecule: messenger RNA, 2682 nt
Organism: Cololabis saira (Pacific saury)
Lineage: Eukaryota; Metazoa; Chordata; Actinopteri; Beloniformes; Belonidae
Gene: mipb
Product: major intrinsic protein of lens fiber b
Exons: 4
Coding region: 420-1211 (263 amino acids)
Biological process (GO): transmembrane transport
Cellular component (GO): plasma membrane
Molecular function (GO): water channel activity
Source: RefSeq, a predicted model, not a curated record